GUUUCCGGUGAGUCUUUUCCUUCCUCAGGCACUUCGUGGCGCUCGUUGUGAUCGGCCGAUGUGGAGUUUAUCCUUUUGAAUCGUGACUCUCCGGCCGUGAAGUAGCUCAAGAUGUCGUCAGAAUCGCUCCAGCUGCGUGGAACUUUAAGAGGCCACAAUGGAUGGGUUACCCAAAUUGCCACAAACCCGAAAUAUCCGGACAUGAUUUUGUCAUGCUCCCGAGACAAGACCCUCAUUGUUUGGAAGCUCACCCGUGACGACCAUAGCUAUGGUAUUCCUCAGAAGCGAUUGUACGGUCACUCGCACUUUGUGAGCGAUGUUGUGCUUUCCUCUGAUGGUAACUAUGCCCUCUCCGGAUCAUGGGACAAGACUCUUCGCCUGUGGGAUCUUGCUGCAGGGCGCUCCACUAGAAGAUUUGAGGACCAUACCAAGGAUGUUUUGAGUGUGGCCUUCUCCGUGGACAACCGUCAGAUUGUUUCUGGUAGCCGUGACAAGACCAUCAAGCUGUGGAACACACUUGCUGAGUGCAAAUACACUAUUACGGAUGAAGGCCACAGUGACUGGGUGUCUUGUGUGCGUUUCUCCCCCAACCACCACAACCCCAUCAUUGUAUCUGCUGGUUGGGACAGGAUGGUCAAGGUUUGGAACCUUGCUAACUGCAAACUCAAGAUCAACCACAUUGGACACACCGGGUACCUCAACACUGUGACUGUUUCCCCUGAUGGCUCUCUGUGCGCAUCUGGUGGCAAGGACUGCAAAGCUAUGCUGUGGGAUCUCAACGAUGGCAAGCAUCUGCACACAUUGGACCACAAUGACAUUAUCACCGCCCUGUGCUUCAGCCCCAACCGGUACUGGCUGUGUGCUGCUUAUGGACCAUCUAUCAAGAUUUGGGAUCUGGAAUCCAAGGACAUGGUUGAGGAACUCCGACCUGAAGUUGUUUCCUCCACCACUAAGGCUGAGCCUCCACAGUGCCUGUCUCUGGCCUGGUCGACUGAUGGUCAGACUCUGUUUGCUGGUUACUCAGAUAACAUUAUUAGGGUCUGGCAGGUGUCUGUUUCUGUGCGAUAAGAAGUUGGAAGCUAGCGGGGUUGUGUUUUUAUGUGGUUUCUCAUAUGAAAUAUACGGCCUUGCUGUUUAUUA
Frankliniella occidentalis (western flower thrips) is the source of this 1140-nucleotide messenger RNA. RefSeq names its product guanine nucleotide-binding protein subunit beta-like protein (gene Rack1). Gene Ontology annotation, molecular function: translation regulator activity; ribosome binding; protein kinase C binding. The transcript is spliced from 7 exons. The record is from RefSeq and is a predicted model, not a curated record. Gene Ontology annotation, cellular component: cytosol; nucleus. The coding region runs from base 112 to 1068 and encodes 318 amino acids. Gene Ontology annotation, biological process: positive regulation of protein phosphorylation; rescue of stalled cytosolic ribosome. Lineage: Eukaryota; Metazoa; Arthropoda; Insecta; Thysanoptera; Thripidae.